Blepharisma stoltei is the source of this 3244-nucleotide messenger RNA. NCBI's taxonomy places the organism in Eukaryota, Ciliophora, Heterotrichea, Heterotrichida, Blepharismidae. The record is from the annotation of a GenBank genome assembly.
AUGGAUAAGAAAGAGGCUAAAGUAAAACUUAUAUAUAGGAAAUUUUGAGUAUCAUAGAUUGGAUAAACUCACAAGAUAUCCCUGGUUGUGCAUUGGUGGAUACUUUAUAUACAUUUUAUAAUGAAUACAAAAUGUGUACCACAGUAGAUAGCAGGAAAUGUUUCUAUUUAAUAUGAAUGGCUAUAGAUGAUUUAAAAUCAGGAAUUAUUGUUGGAGAUAUUGUGGCUGCUAUGACAGGUAGAAACCAUCUAAAAGAUGUACAAAGAAGAGUGAGCUCGAAAAAUGAUGCUUUAAACAAUUGAAGUAUUAUCAUUAAAGAGCUUACUCUCUCUAUUGGUUAGCGAGUAAAACUAACAGAAAAUAAAAACAUUCUGAAUAUGAUAUUCUUCAAAUAUUACUAAUUAGGAAUUUUUAAAUUAAAAACAAAUGUUUUAUAUUUUUUAAUAUAUAAAAAUUUAAAAAAACAAAUUAACUACCUUUGUUUAAGUGCAAAAAAAUAUUGUUCACUAAUCAAGAUAAUAGUUAGCACAAUAUCUUCAAGAGUAGGGAAUUUAAAUGCAGAAGAUAUUUUCGAUGUAAAUUUUAUUUAGAACCCAGAAUCCCUGAAGCAUAUCAUGAAAAUUAUUAUAAACACAAAUUGGCAGGUGCAUGCAAAAGCUAUUCUAAAAUCAGAAUCAGAAUCACAGCAGGAAAAGAUUCUCAAUAAACAAGAAGCAGUUGCCACACAGAAUCAUACUGAAACUCAUGAGCUAACUGAAAGCUCGCUGCCAUCCAAAGCUUCAUUCAUAAAACAAGUGCAAAAAGAAGCAGAACAAAACGAUGGCACAGCUGAGACUUUUGUCCAAGAAAUUUCCUCUGCUGAUAUAUUCAAAUCCUUUCAAAAGCACAGUUUGAAUGAGACUUCAAAUUUGACUGAGUCUCAAAAGUCUUCUAUUAUCCCAAAAAAUAAGCUAAUACAGCUUUCAGAUAUCCAGAAAGCAAAUAUUAUCAGCUGAAUUGAAGAAUUAAGGAUUGUGAAAAAAGGAUUCCUUGACAUUAGCAUUUUACCAGAGAUAUGUAGGACUGGAGUAAUAUUAUGUGAUAUAAUAAACAGAAAUGAAGGGAAGCAAGAAGCGAUAAAAGGAAUUGAGAGGCAUCCAAGAAAUAAAGCACAAGUUACAUCAAAUAUAUCGAAGGUGCUUGAAUACUUAAGAAGCUUUCCAAGAAUGAGUGCAAAGUUUUUAUGGUCGAAUGAAAGCAUCAUCAAUGGAGAUGAAAUUGCGACUUGGGGAAUUUUAGAAGAUAUUAAAAACUUUUAUUGUGCUUCAAGAAAAACCAGCAGAAGCUCCUCUAGGACUUUUUCAAAACUACUGGAGCCACCAAAACAAGAAGAAACCACCAGCUGCAGCGUAUACAACCUUAUCCCAGAGCUAAAAGUCGAGUCUAUUAUGCAAACUUCAAAUAUGAAAAGUUUUCACAAAUCAAGAUCAUACGCUGCUUCAGCAAGAUCUAAAUCUACCUCCCCUGAAAUAGUUUCUAGUCGGUUGUCUUACUCAUUCAAGAAUCCUAAUAUCAUACAAAUGACCAGGAAAAGUUUUGCUUACUCCCCCCCCCCCUCCGUGAGCGAACAAAACCAUUAGAAAAAUCGCCAUUUUUUGACCAAAAACCCUCCGUGAGUGAACAAAAAUUUUUUUAAUAGAAAAAAUUUUAAUGGAAAAAAAAUUUUGAUAUAUAAGUGAUAAUUAGUAUAAUGAAAUCUAGAGCUAAUUCUGUUUAAUUUUAAACAAAUUGCGUUUUUAAAACAUAAAUUUUGCAAAUUAAAUUAAUAUUUGCUUCCCAAUUUUUGCAAAUUAGGAUUUUUUUAAAUUUCGAAAAAAAUAUUUUUUAUAAAAUUUAUAUAUAAAUUGUUUUUAAAAAAAAAAAAUUAACCCCCUCCGUGAGCGAACAAAAUUUUUUUUGUUCGCUCACGGAGGGGGGGGGGGGGGAGUUAUAAUAAAAACUUUCAAGUCUCUGAAGAGGUUAUAUCAAAGGUAAAAGAGUGACUUAUGGCACUAAAUCUCGAUUUUGAAGAAAGUGAUAAUAUUUAUAUUGAUACUAUCAGAAAUGGUGUAACAUUUUGCCAGCUGCUAUAUGUUGUAGAAGGAGUUAAAAUUAUAAUAAAACAGAGCCCAAGCAAUACUAGGAUGGUAAUUGAAAAUUUUUACAAUGUGCUGAAUGUUUUUAUCAGCAAAGGAAAAGAAAUUCCAAAAGCAAUUAGAGAAAAUCCUCAGAUUUUAGCAUAUGAUCCAAAUGCUGUAUGAACAUUAUUUGCUGCUGUCAUGUCAUGCUAUCCUACUGCGCGACCACUUGAAUAUCAAAAUAGUCCAUUACAAUAUGGCGCUAUUGCCAUCAAAAAACUUGAAGCAUCUAUUUUAGAAUGAUUAAGAGAGCUAAAAGUCCUCCCUUACCCAUCAUGCUCAAUAAGGGACGUCAUGCAACUACUGAAAAAAGGUAAAAUUUUCUGUGAAAUCGCAUCUUUAAUGACCUCAAAACAAUUAUCAAAUGUUAUCGCCAAUCCAAAAACAAGUCAAUCGUCACUAAAUCCCCAUCCUUAAUCGAAUUAUUCCAUUGAAAAUUUCCUAAAAUUUGAGAAAAACUAAUUGAUCAAGGAUACGGGCCAAGCAUAAAGCCGCUCCCUACCCAGCCUCAAAACUAAUUACCUAUCUUAGAUAAUAAUGAAUUUUAGAUAUUACAAAAUAUUUUAAAUGUAAAAUUUAAAGCUAACAUUUUAAAAUAAUUUUGUUUCCAAAAAUAUAUUAACUCCUAAUCUUGAUCGAAACGAUGGCAAUCAGUUUGGUCAAGGAUUAUGGGGAUAAGCAAUAUCCGAAAGGCAUUAGAUGUCUUUAGGAGGCUUCCUAACAUGUCGCAAAGAUAUACAUGAAACGAAAAAGAAAUCGCAAGCGGCAAUCAAGGAAUCAUUUUAGGCUUGCUUGAAGAUAUUCAUAUGUGCUAUGAUGGACAGUCAGCCAGAAAGAAAAGCCAGUCCAGCUCAGUGCCCUACAUUGGCAAAUCAUCAGAGACUCGCCCUUUGAGUAAUAAAAAAAUUUCAUUCCUUCUCAGAAUUCCUAAAACUCAGGAAACUACUCCAUUAGAUUCGCCAAGGCGUGGAUUCCAAACAAAUAGGAUGGACCUGAGCUCAAGCAGAAGAGGAAUCUUAACUAAAAGCUAUACAGAGCGAGGGACUGAUGAAAACAGUAAUAAUCUAUUUAAAUCUAAGUUAAAUUAA